UGCUGCAAAGAUCCUGGUCACGUUAAGGGCAAAUUUGUUGUCCUCUACUGUCCUUUAAUUCAGGAAAGAUUGGAGAUGAGAGAAUGGGAUCCAGACUGCCUCAACACUACAAACCUACCUUCGGGGUGCCAAAGGGAUGAGUUGGAGGCUAACAUUUGCGAUUUCCUACCUAACUGCUCCAUCACCACAUGCACAAAGCUGAAUCCCAUGAAGAGUCUGAUUUCAUUGGAGGAGCUCAACUGUUCCGUAACUCUUAGCUGGCAAGAUGUAAUCAAUUGCUGUCAUGAAGCCUCUGGAGACAACUUUACAGUGAUCCCUAAAAGCAGCUGGACAAAUGCAUGCUCUGCCAUCAAGAAGCUGUCCCCUGGGCAGGAAUAUAACAUGACAGUGUAUAGAGUUCUGAAUGGAAGUUGUAGCCAAGAGGUGUCCAUCAACGUGACUACUAUACCUUCCCCAGUCCAGAACCUCACAACAGAGAAUCGCACAGUGGGCUCCCUGCAGAUUGGAUGGAAGCCACCCAAAGACCCACAAAGCUACACCUACACCUACCAGGUCUGCUUGAUCAACUGCACCAUUGCCAAUAAAAGCCAAUUUCUUGCAAAAGGACUGGAAGGAGGAACAGAGUACAGAAUUGAAGUCAGGGCCAUCACCAAAAGCGACGUUUGUGGAGACGCAGUGACCACAAAUGCCAUCACAGGUACAAUGCCGGGGAGAGGUGAAGAAGCUCCCAGCAGACCUGUGAACGUAAGUGUGGAAAGUUACAGCCCUCACAGUCUUUCCAUUGCCUGGAGACCUCCCAAAGACCCUAAUGCAACCAACUAUUUAUAUAGAAUAAGUUGGGCAGAAAACAGGACUCAAGUGGGCAGUGACUCCAUUCGGACCUCCACUUACACCAUCCUCCAGCUGAAGCCAGGGGUUCUGUACAAGGUGGAGGUGAUCUCGGAUAUCAGUGGGAUUUUGAGCAAAGCUGCGGUGCAGUGGAUUCUAACACCCCCACUGCCCCCGACCAAUUUCAGCAUCCAAAUGAUCAAUCAAACGACGGCUCAUUUUGCCUGGGUGAACCCAAGCUCGCCAUUCAGCACCAUCCAACUGCAGUGGAGUGCUUCAAAUGAAGCCAGAGGAAAUGAAACGUACCCCAACUCUUCGGACCAUGCUGUCCUGCGCAAUCUCACUCCCAGCACCAAUUACACCUUCACUGUCUUCAGCACCAUUAGAAAGGAUUCCUUCUCCAGAGACAGCGAUGACUUUCACCUGCAAGGGGCCACAAAACCAGAACCUGUUGGUGAUCUGAAAUGCCUCCCUUUGCAAGACAGCCGGAGUCUGAAAUUAUCCUGGACAUGUCCAGCGAGCGCUGUCAGUGAAUUUGUGGUCCUCGUGUCUGAUCAGGCCUGGAAAAGUGAGCCAAAUUGCAGCACAUCAGUGGUGAUUCAAGAGCUUCAAGCUGUCAAAGUCUAUCAGAUUAAAAUAAAAACUUUUUGGUACAAUCAAUAUGCCGUCUCAGACACCGUGGAUUGUUCCAUUGAUAUCACAGUGGCUCUCCUUGGAACCCUCUUCAUGGUGCUGCUUCUGUUGGUCAUCCUUUGCGUCCUGCUCAUUUAUUUCAGGAGACCAAGAAGGACAGAUGCCUCGGAGGAGCAGAAACCAGACGUGGGAUUGCCUGGAGUCCUUGGUGCAGUACCUGCGUCAGCGUUCCCACGUUACUGCUAUGAGCGGCUGUCGGAUAGUGCCUUUGGCUUUGCCAUGGAAUAUCAGCAACUACAGGACACGGGGACAGAUCAGCUCCAGAGUAUAGCCCAGCGGCAUGAAAAUCAAGCUAAGAAUCGCUAUAGCAACGUUCUGCCAUAUGACCACGCACGAGUCCAGCUCACUGUCAAGCAAGAAGAUCCCACCUCAGGUUACAUCAAUGCCAGCUACAUGCCUGGUUACAAGAAGGAAAGGGAGUUCAUUGCAGCCCAGGGUCCAUUGCCUACCACACUCUAUGACUUCUGGCACAUGAUAUGGGAGCAGCACAUCACAACCAUAGUCAUGCUCACCAAUUGCAUUGAGAAUGGACGGGUGAAAUGUGAACGCUACUGGCCCUUGGACUACACACCCUGCACCUAUGAUGAUAUUACUGUGUCUGUGACCACAGAAACCAUUCUCCCUGAUUGGACCAUCCGGGACUUCAGUAUCAAGCUGAUGAGCAUGUCUGAAGUCCGUCGUGCAAGGCAUUAUCACUACACAUCAUGGCCAGAUCAUGGAGUGCCUCAAACCACAGACACCAUUCUUCAUUUCCGAGAUCUUGUCAGGGGGCACUUAGAGAAAAUGAAGGAUGAUGGGCCAGUUCUGGUUCACUGCAGCGCUGGUGUGGGCCGGACAGGUACAUUUAUUGCUCUAGACUCACUACUGUGCCAAGCCCAGGACCAGGGAGAGCUUGAGGUCUUUUCCUUUGUUGAGAAGCUGAGAAUGAACCGUCCACUCAUGAUCCAGAAUGAGGCUCAGUAUGUCUUCUUGCACCAAUGUCUUCUGGAAGGAAUCCAUUCUGCCCCAAAGAAUGACAGUGUGAUCAUGGAGCAUCCUGCCGUGUACGAAAACAUCUUGGCUAUGCAAGGCUAUGAAGUCUCCCGGGUGUGAGAGACUUGGCUCUCACCCAGGCAAGAGGAUGUCCACCUUCCAUAAGUUCCAAAACAAUUCCCCCCCCCCCGCAAAAUUGAGGCAUUUUCCCCCCUGAAUUUAACUUCUAAUUUCCAUGUUUUAAAUGGAGUAAAUUUUCCAAAGUAAACAGACUGUACAGGAUUUAUACAUGCCUGAAGUUCUGCAGAAUGGCAAUUUUGUCUAUAUGUCCAAGAGGCAUGCAUUUCCAAGAAAUAGCAUCCUCUCUCCCUACUGCCCCAACUCACACUGAGUCUUUCCACCACUGCUAUUUAACAUCGUCAUUUUCAAAGGAGAAAUCUGGAGAUGAAAUCCAAAGGUAUUAGCUCAUUGUUUGGAACAUCACUCAUGGUUCUUUUAACCAAGGUUUGUUGAAUAAAGCACAGUUGGGUGUGGUCCCCAAAGGUUUAAAGCCAUCAGCGAUGUUUUUGAAACUACAAGGACGAGAAUCACACAAUGCAGAAGUAUAAACCAUAACCCAUGAUUUUGAGAAAACAAUACUUGGGUUUACACAAACUUCUAAGCCAAGCCAACCAAAUC
This is a messenger RNA of Candoia aspera, 3171 nucleotides long. RefSeq names its product protein tyrosine phosphatase receptor type H (gene PTPRH). The record is from RefSeq and is a predicted model, not a curated record. The transcript is spliced from 16 exons. Gene Ontology annotation, biological process: peptidyl-tyrosine dephosphorylation involved in inactivation of protein kinase activity. Gene Ontology annotation, molecular function: protein binding; protein tyrosine phosphatase activity. Gene Ontology annotation, cellular component: signaling receptor complex. Lineage: Eukaryota; Metazoa; Chordata; Lepidosauria; Squamata; Candoiidae. Bases 76 to 2613 code for a protein of 845 amino acids.